This is a messenger RNA of Drosophila montana, 6334 nucleotides long. It is a transcript of the gene sno, whose product is annotated as strawberry notch. Gene Ontology annotation, cellular component: nucleus. Gene Ontology annotation, molecular function: histone binding; chromatin DNA binding. Lineage: Eukaryota; Metazoa; Arthropoda; Insecta; Diptera; Drosophilidae. Bases 594 to 5906 code for a protein of 1770 amino acids. The transcript has 12 exons. Gene Ontology annotation, biological process: regulation of DNA-templated transcription. The record is from RefSeq and is a predicted model, not a curated record.
UCUUUUUUUUUAUGUUGUUGUUAUUGUGCGUGUGCGUGACUGCAGUUGAGCGCAGCCUGACAAUAAUAAAAAAUAACGCAAUCUUAACAAGCCCCCAACAAGCAAACUGCAGUCGUAUUUGCAGCGUUCUACGGCAAUGUAUGUGCAGAAAACUUUAAACAAACAAAAGAAAUAGACCAAAGGCAGAGAAGCAAAAAAAGAGUAAAAAAAAGCGUGUUGAGCCGCAGCCGUAAACGAAGCGCGGAGCCAAAGGCAGAGCCAGAGCUCAGUCGUGCUCGCUGCUCCAAGAGGCUGAAGCUGAAGAAGAAGAAGGAGGAGAAGCAGCAGCAGUAGGCGAACAAUUGUUCAAUUGCCGUUGCGACUCGGCUCUCUCUCUCUCGCACGCUCUGCCGCUGCUGCUGACCGACCGCCUGUCCGUCAGCGCGUCGUCAUUCGCUUUGUCGUCGCCGUUGCCGUCGCCUGUUCUCUAAACGCGCGCGUUCUUCGCUUUUCCUCUUCCGGCCUGGCCGCGCUGAAGUUAACAGCAAAUAAUCAUAACAACAACAACAACAACAGCAGCAACAACAAAUUGCGAUACGAAUAACAGCAACAAAAUGACUUCAAAGAAGCGUAAAACCCUUUUGGACGCCGAUGAGAACGACGAUUUUGAUGAUGAUGAUUCCGGCUCUGAUUUUGAUGACGAUGAAGAUCCAGAUCAAAUAGAAGUGCCCGGUGGCGGUCGUGAUCUGAAUACUGCAGUUACCUACGCGCAAAACAUUCGCAGCGGUGUUGGCAUCAACGUCAACAAGCAAGCGAAUAGCGCCCCAAGUGGCAGCCACAGCGGCAGCAACAUAAGCGCCGCCUUUCUCAAGUUUGGCAACAGCAACAGCAACAACAGCAGCAACAACAACAACAACAACAACAGCCACAACAACAACAAAGUCAACAGCAGCAGCAUCAGCAAACCGACCUCCUUGCUGCUCAGCAACAACAGCAACAGCAGCAACAUUAGCAACAACAGCAACAGCAGCAGCAACAACAACAACAACAACAACAUAAAUAACAACAACAUUUCCGUAUUGCGGCCAACAAUUGUGACGCACACAACAAAAUCAGCAAUUGCGGGCGGCAAAUUUACCGCGCUGCCAACAACAAUAACGACAAAAGUCGCCAUUGAUAAGAGCCUAAACAACAACAUGCCAAAGAAAUUGACGGCAGCCGCAUUGGGCAACGCCAGCGGCACGAAUACCGCAACAACAAGGAUCAGCGGCACAGCUGGUGGCAACCCUGGCAGCAGCAGCAGCAGCAGCAGCACAAACCUGAGUGCUGCCAGCGCCUAUUUGAGCAGCGGCGCCGGCAACUAUUUGAACAGCCUGAGCACCAACGAUCUGAUGAGCCUCGCCGCCUAUGUUGCCUCCAAGGGGGCGCCCAAUAGCAACAACAACAACAACAUCAACAACAACAUCAACAGCAACAUUAGCAACAACAACAACAUCAACAACAACAGUAGCUACUUUUCGGGCAGCGGCGGAGGCGCUUCAACUUCAGCCGCCUCUGCUGCCAAUUUUAACAUGGCCGCGUCUUUAUUGGCGCAGAUGAGCUAUGCGGGCGCUGCCACGCCCAUGCGUGCACCGUACAAGCUGCCGCCGGGCAGCAUGCCACAAAGCGCUGCCGCCAGCGCAGUCAAGAGCAACAGCGGCGCCGGCGGCGGCAGCGCAGCAACGGCAACAGCCGCAGCUGCAGCGGGCGCAGCGGGCGGCGGCGGCGGCGGUGGCAUGAAGGUGAACACCAUGAUGCUGGAGAAGCUGCAGAAGCUGAUCGCCCUCAAUCCGGAGUACUUGACCAGCGGCAUACCCAACCAUGUGAUGACGCAGCUGUUCAUGCAACCGAUGCGAAUGACGCAGCAGCAGCAACAGCAGCAGCAGCAGUUGCAACAGUUGCAGCUGCAGAAUGCGGCCGUCGCGAAUGCGAAUGCGGCAACGGCAGCUGCAGCCGCAGCGGCUGCCUCGGCGGCCGUCUAUGUGCAGCAGGAGGAGGAUGAGGUGGACUAUGAGGAGAUGGGCGUGGCCGAAACAUAUGCCGACUAUUGGCCAGCAAAGCUCAAGCUGGGCAAGAAGCAUCCGGAUGCGGUCGUGGAGACCGCCUCGCUCAGCUCGGUGGAUCCGUGCGAUGUCUACUAUAAAAUGUCGAUACCCGCCGAGACAAUUAACAGCGGCCAGCUGAGCGCCCUACAGCUGGAGUCCAUCACGUACGCAUCCCAGGCACACGAUCAUCUCCUGCCCGAUGGCAGUCGUGCCGGCUUCCUGAUUGGCGAUGGCGCCGGCGUUGGCAAGGGUCGCACCAUUGCCGGCAUCAUCUACGAGAACUACCUGAAGGGGCGCAAGAAAGCCCUCUGGAUAUCCGUCUCCAAUGAUCUCAAAUACGAUGCGGAGCGCGAUCUCAGCGACAUUGGAGCGACGCGCAUCGAGGUCCAUGCGCUCAAUAAGUUUAAAUAUGCGAAGAUUAGCUCGGAUGCGAACAACAAUUGCAAACGUGGCGUCAUCUUUAGCACAUACUCGGCCCUGAUUGGCGAGUCGAACAACAAGACGGGCAAAUAUCGUUCGCGGUUCCGGCAGCUGUUGCAGUGGUGCGGCGAGGACUUUGAGGGUCUCAUCAUAUUCGAUGAGUGCCACAAGGCGAAGAAUCUGUGCCCGGUUGGCUCCGGCAAGCCAACAAAGACGGGCCAAACGGUGCUCGAGCUGCAGCAGAAGCUGCCCAAGGCGCGAGUUGUUUAUGCCUCGGCGACGGGCGCCUCAGAGCCAAAGAACAUGGCCUAUAUGGUUCGCCUGGGCCUCUGGGGACAGGGCACAGCCUUUGGCAGUUUCGGUGAUUUUAUUACCGCCGUGGAGCGACGCGGCGUCGGCGCCAUGGAAAUUGUGGCCAUGGACAUGAAGCUGCGCGGCAUGUACAUCGCCCGCCAGCUGAGCUUCAAGGGUGUCAGUUUCAAGAUUGAGGAGGUGCCGCUCUCCAAGGAGUUUCGCAGAAUCUAUGAUCAGAGCGUUGAGCUCUGGGUGGAGGCCAUGCAAAAAUUCACAGAGGCCGCCGAGCUCAUCGAUGCCGAGAGCCGCAUGAAGAAGACCAUGUGGGGUCAGUUCUGGUCCUCGCAUCAGCGUUUCUUUAAAUAUCUCUGCAUUGCGGCCAAGGUCAACCAUGCGGUCCUUGUCGCCCGCGAGUCCAUCAAAUAUGGCAAGUGUGUUGUCAUCGGCCUCCAGUCCACCGGCGAGGCGCGCACCCUCGAUCAGCUGGAGCGUGACGAUGGUGAACUGACCGAUUUUGUGUCCACAGCCAAAGGCGUUUUCCAGUCGUUUGUGGAACGGCAUUUUCCGGCGCCCGAUCGCAAUCGUAUCAAUCGCAUUUUGGGCCUCUACGACGAGACGCCGCCCGUCAAGCAGGAGCCGCACAGUCUGCUCAACAACAACAACAAUAGCAACAAUAAUAACAACAACAGCAGCAGUGGCGGCAUCGGCGGCAGCAGCAGCAGCCGGAGUAAGCGAAAGGGCGCCGGCAAGGGCAGCGGGCGCAAAACAAAAAAGAAGAAGCGCAGCGGCUCCUGGCAGUACAGCGACAGCGACGAGGAGGCGGCGCACACAUCCAGCGGCGACUUGGACAACAACAGCGACAACGCAGCGGACAGCGACGAUGCCUGCGAUGAUGAUCACGCGGGUGGCGACAAUGACGAUGACGAUGACGACGACGACGACGACAACAACGACAACGAGGCCGACGAUGAUGAGAACGACAACGAGGCCGACGAUGAUGAGGACAAGCACGACGGGGACAGCGAUCGGCACAGUGUCGCCAGCGAUUAUAGCUCCGAUUUCAAUCCGUUCUUCAUGAGCGGCAGCGACAGCGACAUCGAUCCCUGGGUGAAUGCGCGCAGCAAAAAGUCCAGCGGCAGCGCCAACAAGAAGACCCAAAAGAAGUCCAAAACGAAGAAGAAGAGCAUCAAGAAGGAGCCGAAAAUCAAAAAGGAGCCAGCCACCGGCGCGCCUCCAGCGAGCAGCAACAGCAACAGCAACAACAACAGCAACAACAAUAACAAUAACAACAACAAUGCGACCAUGUCCGCCACAGUGGUUGCCGCUUUGAAUGCGGCCAAAAGCCGCAAGCCACAACAGCAAUCCACACAGGACAAGAUCCAGGAUCUGCUGCAAAAGAAACAGGAGCUCAAGGGCACCAUGACGCCGGUGGGCGUGAAUGGGGUCAAGCUGAACUAUGGCCCGCCGCCGAAGGAUGCGAUCGAGCGUGCCUGCACCAUGAAGGAGGAGCUGUUGCGCAAAAUAGAACGUCUCGGCGCCCGGCUGCCGCCCAAUACAUUGGACCAGCUGAUCGAUGAACUGGGCGGACCCGAUAACGUGGCCGAAAUGACGGGCCGGCGCGGUCGUGUCGUCCAAAGCGACGACGGCUCCAUACAGUAUGAAUCGCGCACGGAGUCGGAUGUGCCGCUCGAGACGCUCAACAUAACCGAGAAGCAGCGCUUUAUGGACGGCCAAAAGGAUGUCGCCAUCAUCUCGGAGGCCGCCUCCAGCGGCAUCUCGCUUCAAAGCGAUCGACGCGUCUUCAAUCAGCGACGGCGCGUUCACAUCACGCUCGAGCUGCCCUGGUCCGCCGAUCGGGCCAUACAGCAAUUCGGACGGACGCAUCGCUCCAAUCAGGUGAACGCGCCCGAAUAUAUAUUUCUCAUCUCGGAUCUGGCCGGCGAGCGGCGAUUCGCGUCGACGGUGGCCAAGCGACUCGAAUCGCUGGGCGCACUCACGCACGGCGAUCGUCGGGCCACAGAGACGCGCGAUCUCUCACAGUUCAACAUCGAUAACAAGUAUGGCCGGCAGGCGCUGGAGACGGUCAUGCGCACCAUAAUGGGCUAUGAGUCGCCGCUGGUGCCGCCGCCCACCGAUUAUAGCGGCGAGUUCUUUAAGGAUAUUGCCGGCGCCUUGGUGGGCGUUGGCAUUAUUGUCAAUAGCGAGAGCCAUCCGGGCGUGCUCAGCCUGGACAAGGACUACAAUAACAUAUCCAAGUUUCUCAAUCGCAUUCUCGGCUGUCCCGUCGAUCUGCAGAAUCGUCUAUUCAAGUAUUUCACGGACACCAUGACGGCCAUCAUCAAUCAGGCCAAGCGUGGCGGUCGCUUCGAUUUGGGCAUUGUCGACUUGGGCGCCGCCGGCGAGAAUGUGACCCGUGUGCGUCUGAUGCGUUUUAUGCGCAAACAUGCCACAGGCGUGGCACCAACAGAGCUGCACACGGUGCGCGUGGAGCGCGGCAUGAUCUGGCAGGAGGCGAUUGAUAAAUAUGCGGAUCUGUUCAAUGAGCACGAGGGCUUCUAUACGUCGCAUCAGCUGCGCAAUCAGAAGCGCACCGCAAUCCUGGUGGUUGUCAUCGAACAGCAGCCGGCGCGCAGUUCCACGGAUGCGGACAGCAGCAGCAAGGCGCAAAAGAAGAAGUCGCGCACCAAAAAGGAGAUCAUGUGCCAGAUAUACAGGCCCAAUACGGGCCUGCAGGUGCGACACGAAUCGCUCGCCGAACUGGAGAAGAAGUAUCGCAAGGUGGCCAGCGAGGAGGCCGAACCGCAUUGGACCGAACAGUACGACGCCUCGGUGCACACCUGCUCGCACGCCUACUGGAACGGCAACUGUCGCAACGUCAGUCUGGGCAACGAUUGCGAGGUGGGCUUGCGGCAACGUCUCUAUCAUGUGCUCGCCGGCUCCGUGCUGUCGGUGUGGGGCCGUGUCGAGCAUAUCCUGAAUACGCGCUCCAAUAGCAAAAUGCAGGUGAUACGCAUGAAGACAACGGAGGGCGAAAAAAUAGUCGGCACCAUGAUACCAAAGUCAUGCUUUGAGCCGCUCAUGAACGAUCUGCGCAGCGACUCCGAGAAGCAGGAGGAAUUCAACUAUUAAACUAACUACAAAAGCAAGAAAACAAAACAAAACGGAAACAAAAACAAAAACACAAAAUUCCACCCACCAACAAAAACACACGGAUCCAGACUAUGUCGUUGUCUCUUUCCAAAAUAACAUCCUACCCAGAAAACACAUACAACAACAAUAACAGCAAGGGAGUUGGCGAAAAUAGUUGUCUCACAUUUCAUGCUUACAUUUUCUUUUUACGAUUUAAUUGUUUUUGGUUUUUUUUUUUGUUUACUUAGAUGGAUUUUCCUUAUACCUUUUACAUAGAUUCUUUGUAAUUUUAGUUGUAAAAUCGCAUCGUACAUAAGUCGAAAUGUAUUUUCAAGCCUAUUAGAAACUCAAAGUCGACAUUUCUAAUUUCUAACUGUUUAGCUCACACAUACACACAGACACACACACACAGACACAGACACAGACAC